UCUCGCGGGAACCAGCAGAAACGCGCCAAAAUAGGAACACAGAACCAGCGCUGUCAGAGCGGCUAAUGGCGGACCACAACACUGCUAUGUUAUCUAAAUAAUUGACAACUCUUUUGUUUUGCCGUUACGAUAACAUCUACAAAACGGUGGACUUAAUUUCGUGGACUUCAUAACUUGGAAGAGCGAGGAUGGUUUAUCAGAACACCGGACGGUACCGGGCCGACCGUGGACCUGGAGGGGGCGCAGAUCAGGACCACCAGCAGGAUGAUAACUCGGCGGCCAAGCGGCUGGAGCGAAGUCAGUUCACCGACGAGAUGGACGCCCGCUUCGGCUUCGACCGGAUGAAGGAGCCGGGAGAGAAGACGGGCUGGCUGGUCAACAUGCACCCGACUGAGAUCCUGGACGAGGACAAACGACUGGUCGGUGCUGUGGAUUACUACUUCAUCCAGGAGGACGGAAGUCGCUUCAAGGCAGCACUCCCCUUCAAGCCCUACUUCUACAUAGCCACUAAAAAGAACUGUGAGCGGGAGGUCAUCUCCUACCUCUCCAAGAAGUACCAGGGCAGGCUGUCCAAGCUGGAGGUGAUCUCCAAGGAGGACCUGGACCUGCCCAACCACCUGGUGGGUCUGAAGAGGAGCUACGUCAAGCUGUCCUUCAGCACGGUGGACGACCUCACCAGGGUCCGCCGCGAGAUCGCUCCUGCCGUCCGGAAGAACCGGGAGCGGGAGCAGUCCAACGACGCCUACACCACCAUGCUGUCCAGUGCCAUGGCGGGCGGCAGCGUGACGAUGGAGGAGGAGGACGGGCGCUACAAGAAGAUGUCGGACCAGCUGGACAACGUGGUGGACAUGAGGGAGUACGACGUGCCCUACCACGUCCGGGUGUCCAUCGACCUGAAGAUCCACGUGGCCCACUGGUACAACGUCCGGUACCGCGGCACCGCCUACCCUCCGGAGAUCGUCCGCCGGGACGACCUGGUCGAGCGACCCGACCCGGUCGUUCUGGCCUUCGACAUCGAGACCACCAAGCUGCCUCUGAAGUUCCCGGACGCAGAGACGGACCAGAUCAUGAUGAUCUCCUACAUGAUCGACGGACAGGGCUUCCUCAUCACAAACCGAGAGAUCGUGUCCGAGGACAUCGAGGACUUUGAGUUCACUCCCAAGCCCGAAUACGAAGGCCCCUUCACCGUCUUCAACGAGGCUGAUGAGGCAGCCCUCAUUCAGCGGUUCUUCGAUCACGUUCUAGAGACCAAGCCCAACAUCUUUGUCACAUACAACGGGGACUUCUUUGAUUGGCCCUUUGUGGAGACCCGGGCGCUGCAGCACGGCCUCACCAUGUACAAGGAGAUCGGCUUCCAGAAGGACAACCAGGGGGAGUACAAGUCCUCGCAGGCCAUCCACAUGGACAGCUUCAGGUGGGUGAAGAGGGACAGCUACCUGCCGGUCGGCAGCCACAACCUGAAGGCGGCGGCGAAGGCCAAGCUGAGCUACGACCCCGUGGAGCUGGACCCCGAGGAGAUGUGCCGCAUGGCGACCGAGGAGCCACAGACCUUGGCCACCUACUCUGUGUCGGACGCCGUGGCCACGUACUACCUCUACAUGAAGUACGUCCACCCCUUCAUCUUCGCCCUCUGCACCAUCAUCCCCAUGGAGCCUGACGAGGUACUGAGGAAGGGCUCAGGCACGCUGUGCGAGGCGCUGCUGAUGGUGCAGGCCUUCCACGCCAACAUCGUGUUCCCCAACAAGCAGGAGCAGGUGUUCAACAAGCUGACGGCCGACGGCCACGUGCUGGACUCAGAGACCUACGUGGGGGGGCACGUGGAGGCCCUGGAGUCCGGGGUGUUCCGCAGCGACAUCCCCUGCCGCUUCAAGAUGAACCCGGCGGCGUUCGACUUCCUGUACCAGCGGGUGGAGAUGACCCUGCGCCACGCCAUCGAGGAAGAGGAGAAGAUCCCCAUGGACCAGGUCACCAACUUUGAGGAGUUGUGUGAGGAGAUCAAGGCCAAGCUGGUGUCUCUGAAGGAGGUCCCCAACCGCAUAGAGUGCCCCCUCAUCUACCAUCUGGACGUGGCCGCCAUGUACCCCAACAUCAUCCUCACCAACCGGCUUCAGCCCUACGCCAUGGUGGACGAGGCGAUCUGCGCCGCCUGCGACUUCAACAAGCCGGGAGCCAACUGCCAGAAGAAGAUGUCCUGGCAGUGGAGGGGGGAGAUCAUGCCAGCGAGCCGCAGUGAGUUCCACCGGAUCCAGCAGCAGCUGGAGUCGGAGAAGUUCCCGCCGUUCUUCCACGGCCCGCCGCGCGCCUUCCACUCGCUGAGCCGCGAGGACCAGGCCAAGCACGAGAAGAAACGCCUCGCAGACUACUGUAAGAAGGCCUACAAGAAGGUGCACCACACGCGUCUGGAGGAGAAGGUGACCACCAUCUGCCAGCGGGAGAACUCCUUCUACGUGGACACGGUCCGCGCCUUCAGGGACCGCCGCUACGAGUUCAAGGGCCUGCACAAGGUGUGGAAGAAGAAGCUGUCGUUGGCGCUGGACAGCGGGGACGCGGCGGAGGCCAAGCGCUGCAAGAACAUGGAGAUCCUGUACGACUCGCUGCAGCUCGCCCACAAGUGCAUCCUCAACUCCUUCUACGGCUACGUCAUGAGGAAGGGGGCCCGCUGGUACUCCAUGGAGAUGGCGGGCAUCGUGUGUUUCACCGGAGCCAACAUCAUCACCCAGGCCAGGGAGCUCAUCGAGCAGAUUGGACGCCCGCUGGAGCUGGACACAGACGGGAUCUGGUGCGUUCUCCCCAACACCUUCCCGGAGAACUUUGUGGUGAAGACGAGCAUGGAGAAGAAGGCGAAGGUGACCAUCUCGUACCCGGGCGCCAUGCUGAACAUCCUGGUGAAGGAGGGCUUCACCAACGAUCAGUACCAGGAGCUGGUCGACCCCGCCACGCUCACCUACGCCACGCGCGCCGAGAACAGCAUCUUCUUCGAGGUGGACGGGCCGUACCUCGCCAUGAUCCUGCCCGCCUCCAAGGAGGAGGGCAAGAAGCUGAAGAAGAGGUACGCUGUGUUCAACGAGGACGGCUCCCUGGCCGAGCUGAAGGGCUUCGAGGUGAAGAGGAGGGGCGAGCUCCAGCUCAUCAAGAUCUUCCAGUCCUCCGUGUUCGAGUCGUUCCUGAAGGGCACCACCCUGGACGAGGUCUACGCCUCCGUGGCCAAGGUGGCCGACUACUGGCUGGACGUGCUCUACAGCAAGGCGGCCAACAUGCCGGACGCGGAGCUGUUCGAGCUGAUCUCGGAGAACCGCUCCAUGUCGCGGCGCCUGGAGGACUACGGCGAGCAGAAGUCCACGUCCAUCAGCACGGCCAAGCGGCUGGCCGAGUUCCUGGGCGACCAGAUGGUGAAGGACGCCGGCCUCAGCUGCCGCUACGUCAUCUCCAGGAAGCCCGAGGGGGCCCCCGUCACCGAGAGGGCCAUCCCCAUGGCCAUCUUCCAGGCCGAGCCCAGCGUGAAGAAGCACUUCCUGAGGAAGUGGCUGAAGACCCCCGCCCUGCACGACAUGGACAUCCGCACGAUCCUGGACUGGAACUACUACAUCGAGAGGCUGGGCAGCACCAUCCAGAAGAUCAUCACCAUCCCAGCAGCCCUGCAACAGGUGAAGAACCCGGUCCCCAGGGUCCGCCACCCCGACUGGCUCCACAAGAAGCUCCUGGAGAAGAACGACGUCUACAAGCAGAAGAAGAUCAGCGAGCUGUUCACCAGCGAGGGCAAGAGACAGGUGGCCCACCAGCCCCUCCAGCCCGGCGAGGCGGCGGACCUGGAGGACUUCGGCCGCCCCCCCCGCCCCCUGCAGCCGGCCGUGCUGAUCAGCACCAAGCGGCGGCGCGCCUCCCAGGGGGAGGAGAGCCAGGGGGUGUCCCAGGACCUGGAGCUCACCCAGUCCUGGAGGGAGAUCCUGGGGGCCCCGCCCCCCCAGGGCACCACCCAGGAGGACCGCCUGGUGUGGCUGCGGUACCACAAGAAGAAGUGGGAGCUGCAGCUGCGGCAGAGGAAGGAGCGGAGGAAGAGGAGGAGGCUGGGCGACGGGGAGGCCCAGCCCGUGGGGGGGGGCGUGAUCCGGGACGCGCCCACCACCGGCCUGGGGGGCUUCCUGCGCCGGACGGCCCGCAGCAUCCUGGACAUGCCGUGGCAGAUCGUGCAGAUAGCGGAGACGGCCCAGCCAGGCCUCUACCGGCUGUGGGCCGUGAUGGGCAACGACCUCCACUGCAUGAAGCUGCACAUCCCCCGUGUCUUCUACGUCAACCAGAAGGUCCCCAAGCAGGAGGACGGGGCCAACUACCGCAAGGUGAACAGGAUGUUGCCGCGCUCCAACAUCGUGUACUUCCUGUACGAGUACUCCGUGCCGGAGGACAUGUACCAGGAGCACAUCAACGAGAUCAACGCAGACCUCGCCGCGCCCGACAUCGAGGGGGUCUACGAGACGCAGGUGCCCCUCCUGUUCCGUGCCCUGGUGCAGCUGGGCUGUGUCUGUAUGGUCAACAAGCAGGCGCUGCGGACGCUGGCCGGCCGCGAGGCCGACACCUUCGAGCUGGAGAACCUGGAGAUGAGGUCGCUGGCCCAGUUCAGCUACCUGGAGCCCGGGAGCAUCCGCCACAUCUACCUGUACCACCACAGCCAGGGACACAAGGCCCUGUUCGGAGUGUUCAUCCCCUCGCAGCGCAAGGCCAGCAUCUUCAUCCUGGACACGGUGCGCAGUAACCAGAUGCCCAACCUGAGCACGCUGUACGGGGUGGAGCGCACGGCGCUGCUGGAGAAGACCACGGAGGACCUGCUGCCCCCUGAGAAGCACACCUUCGAGGUCCGCGCAGAGAACGACAUCAAGGCCAUCUACCGGGCGCUGCAGCGCACGCUGCUCAACUACAAGGAGGAGCGCCGUGGGCCCACCCUGAUCGCGGUGCAGUCCAACUGGGAGCUGCGGCGGCUGGCGGCGGGGAUGGGCGUCCUGGAGGAGUUCCCCGUGGUGCCGGUCCACGUGGCCGACGACAUCAGCUACAGCGUCCUGGACUGGCAGCGGCACGGCGCCCGACGCAUGAUCCGCCACUACCUCAACCUGGACUCCUGCCUGUCGCAGGCCUUCGACAUGGCCCGGUACUACCACCUGCCCGUGGGGAACCUGCCCCAGGACGUGUCCAUCUUCGGCUCGGACCUGUUCCUGGCCCGCCACCUGCGGAAGCACAACCACCUGCUGUGGAUGUCCCCCACCACCCGGCCCGACCUGGGGGGACGCGAGGCCGACGACAGCCGGCUGGUGAUGGAGAGCGACGACCGGGUGUCCGUGGAGAUCAACGCCCCGGGGUGCUACUCCACAGUGUGUGUGGAGCUGGACCUGCAGAGCCUGGCGGUGAACACCAUCCUCCAGUCGCAGCACGUCAACGACAUGGAGGGCGGGGCCAGCCUGGGGGUGAGCUUCGACGUCAUCCAGCAGGCCUCGCUGGAGGACAUGAUGUCCGGGAACCAGGGGGCCGUGGCGGUGGCCAGCUACGACGAGACCGCCCUCUGCUCCAACACCUUCAGGGUCCUGAAGAGCAUGGUGGUGGGCUGGGUGCGGGAGAUCACCCAGUACCACAACGUCUACGCAGACAACCAGGUGAUGCACUUCUACCGCUGGCUGCGGUCGCCCAGCUCCCUGCUGUACGACCCCGCCCUGCACCGCACGCUGCACAACAUGAUGAAGAAGGUCUUCCUGCAGCUGGUGGCGGAGUUCAAGCGACUGGGCUCCACCGUGAUCUACGGGAACUUCAACACCAUCAUCCUGGGCACCAAGAAGCGCCACACGGACGACGCCAUCGGCUACGUGGAGUACAUCACCAACAGCAUCCACUCCCGGGAGAUCUUCCACUCGCUGUCCAUCUCCUUCUCCCGCUGCUGGGACUUCCUGUUGUGGAUGGACCCGGCCAAUCACGGAGGGGUGAAGGGCAAGCUGCCCUCUGGCGCCCUCUGUGGGGAGGACGGAGCUCUCCUGAAGAAGAAGAAGAGGAAGAGCGGUGAGGACGCAGAGGACGGCAGUGAGGAUGAGGAAGAGGAGGAGGCGGGCGGGGAGGAAGAGGACCUGGACGGGGAGGUGGACGAGGUGGAGGAUCUGAUUGAGAGCAACUGGAACAUCAUGCAGUACCUGCCCCAGACGGCUUCCUGCCAGAAGUACUUCAUCAUGAUCGUCUCUGCGUACAUCGCGGCGGUCUACCACAGCAUGAAGGAGGAGCUCCGCCGCAGCGCCCCCGGGGCCACGCCCAUCAAGCGGCGGGCGGGGGGCAGCCAGGCCACCCAGCAGGCGGCCGAGGAGCUGGGGGCGCUUCCCGGUAUGAUCUCCUUCUCCCAGGAGUACGUGGCCAACGAGCUGACCCAGAGCUUCUUCACCAUCACCCAGAAGAUCCAGAGGAAGCUGGCGGCCACGCGCAGCGUCACCCAGCCCUCAGAGAUGUUCCCCAACCUGCCCGGCUCCCACCUGCCCCUCAACAACCCCGCCCUGGAGUUCAUCAAAUACGUCUGCCAGGUGCUCUCCCUGGACGCCAACAUCACCAACCAGGUGAACAAGCUGAAGAGGGACCUGCUGCGGCUGGUCGACGUGGGCGAGUUCUCGGAGCACGCCCAGUUCAGGGACCCCUGUAACUCCUACAUCCUGCCUGAGGUCAUCUGCCACAGCUGCAACUUCUGCCGCGACCUCGACCUCUGCAAGGACCCCUCACUGGCCCAGGACGGCUCGGUCCUGCCCCAGUGGUUCUGCUCCAACUGCCGGGCGCAGUACGAGACGGAGUUCAUCGAGACGUCCCUGGUGGAGGCGCUGCAGAAGAAGCUGAUGAGCUUCACCCUGCAGGACCUGGCCUGUGUGAAGUGUAAGGGUGUGAAGGAGGCCAACAUGCCGAUCUACUGCCGCUGCGCUGGGAGCUUUGACCUCACCUUCACAACCAAGAGCUUCUCGGAGCAGAUCAAGGUGUUCCGCAGCAUCGCCGCUCACUACAACAUGGUCUUCCUGGAGGAGACCAUCGAUUGGCUGCUGACCAUGAGCCCGCAGAUCAACCUCAGUGUGCACUGACCCCCUUAGGCCUCUCCUUAUAUGGGCGUUCCCCCUGUUCAUAUCCUGUCUACCAGAGUCAGCUCCCAUCAUGCAUCUUGGUCCACCCAUCAAUCAGGGGCACUAAAAAGUCGUCCGAUGUUUCGUUUCUGUCGUCUCUAAAACUUGUUUUGAGAUGGGUUGUUAAUAUUGUUGAUAUUCUGUGUGUACUAUUUUCUGUAUAUGAACUGCAUUUUUGCUUCAAAAUUUUUAAUAAAUGUAUUUCACGUUA
This is a messenger RNA of Gadus macrocephalus (Pacific cod), 7329 nucleotides long. It is a transcript of the gene pole, whose product is annotated as polymerase (DNA directed), epsilon. Gene Ontology annotation, cellular component: epsilon DNA polymerase complex; nucleus. Gene Ontology annotation, molecular function: single-stranded DNA 3'-5' DNA exonuclease activity; DNA binding; DNA-directed DNA polymerase activity. Lineage: Eukaryota; Metazoa; Chordata; Actinopteri; Gadiformes; Gadidae. Gene Ontology annotation, biological process: nucleotide-excision repair, DNA gap filling; mitotic cell cycle; base-excision repair, gap-filling. The record is from RefSeq and is a predicted model, not a curated record.